AUUAUAUUUUAACAAUUCUUAUUAAUAAGAAAAAAGAUUACUUACGAACUUUGAAAUUAGCAUGUCGAGUUUGUCGAUUGCACCAUUAUACAAUGCUUUACUUAAUGCAGUACCAAAACAUGAACAUUUAUUGACUGAAAUUGAAUCUUCAGGUGUAAAUAAUAUAGCUCUUGUCAUAAGAGCAAUAUACGAUGGAGAAGAACAUCAUAAAUUUAUGGAAAAAUUGGACGAACGAAUCAAAAGUCAUGAUAGAGAUAUUGAACGUAUGUGCAAUCAUCAUUAUCAAGGAUUCAUUGACUCAAUUCGAGAAUUGCUUCAAGUUCGAUCUCAAGCUCAACAAUUAAGUAGUAAAAUAUUAGAACUCGAUAAACGAAUUGUUCUUACAACCACUGGAGUAAUAGAGAAACGUGAGGAACUUGUAAAAGCAAGAAAAGUUGAGAGUAAUAUGGCUGCGGCAGUAGAUAGUCUCACAAUGUGCCUUCCCGUUUUAGCAGCUUAUGCAAAAUUACAACGUCAAUUAAAAGAUAAACGUUAUUAUCCUGCUUUAAAAACACUUGAACAAUUGGAGAACAAUGAUUUACCAAAGGUGACGAAUUAUAGAUUCUCUUCACAAAUCACUCAACAAAUACCCGUAUUGAGAGAAAAUAUAAAAGACGCUUCAAUGAGUGAUUUGAGAGAUUUUUUGGAAAACAUUCGAAAAUAUUCACCGAAAAUUGGAGAAGUUGCCAUGAGACAUACUGCAGAACAAUUGGAGAAUGAGGCUGAAAUUAUUGGACGUAGAAAAAAACGUUUACAUUCAACGCCAUCAAUUGAAGGUGAUGAGGAAUUAAGCGCACAAGAUCUUAUGGAUUUUAGUCCAGUUUAUCGAUGUAUGCACAUUUACACUGUUUUACGUGAAGGCGAAACAUUUAAAGCUUAUUACAGACAACAGAGGCAACAACAAGCGAGACUCGUUUUACAACCACCAAUUAAUAUGCACGAAAGUAUAAAAGGCUAUCAGUCGUAUGUUUAUGGAAUUCUCGGUUUUUUUGUCGUUGAAGAUCAUAUUCUAAAUACUGGCAAUGGUUUGGCGACUCGAUCAUAUUUAGAAGAACUUUGGUCUAUGGCUUUAUCAAAAAUUGUUAAUGCACUUCGAACACAUUCGGCAUAUUGCACUGAUGCUACGCUAAUAUUAAAAAUUAAAAAUCUCAUAAUGCUGUUCAACACAACAUUAAGAAAUUAUGGCUAUUCUGUUGGUCAACUUUGGGAUUUACUUCAAGAAAUUCGUGUUCAUUAUAAUGAAGUUUUAAUGCAACAUUGGGUACAAGUAUUUAGAGAUAUACUUGAGGAGGAUAAUUUUUUGCCAAUUCAAGUAUCAUCACAAGAAGAAUGUGACAAUGUUCUUGGUUCAUUUCCUUAUCGUAAUAAAGAAUUAGAAAAAUCAGAAUUCCCAAAAACAUUUCCAUUUUCACCAAUGGUGCCAAAAGUCUAUCAACAAGUUAAAGAAUUUAUUUAUGCAUGUUUGAAAUUUUCUGAAGAUUUAAAUUUAACACAAACGGAAAUUGAUGAAAUGAUAUGUAAAUCGACAAAUUUAUUAUUAACACGAACAUUUAGUGGAUGUUUGUCUUCAUUAUUUCGUAAACCAUCGUUGGCAUUACUUCAAGUUGUACAAAUUAUUAUAAAUACUGGAUGGUUGGAAGGAUCGACAAAAUAUCUCGAGGAAUUUCUUUCUAAUAUUACUGGAACUCCACAUGAGGGACAAUUAAGCAGUGGGGGUGUCAAGUCAACAAUGUUUAGAGUAGCACGUGAUGAUGCUGAAAAACAAAUAUGCGUGAAACUCAAGCAAAAAUUGAAUGAAUUUCUUGAAUUAGAAAAUUAUGAUUGGACAUUGAUAGAAUCGCAGGGACACGCCUCGGGUUUUAUUACAGAUCUAAUAGCAUUUUUACACAGUACCUUCAAGUGUUUCACAGACUUACCUCAAGAAGUAGCACAAGUUGCUUGUAAGGCUGCUUGUGCUCAUAUCGCGAAAUCCAUUCUUGAUAUUUUAGUCAGUGAAGAUGUAAAACAAAUCUCAUUGGGUGCAUUACAUCAAGUGAAUUUAGACACAAUUCAGUGUGAGCAAUUUGCUGCUUCUGAUCCAGUGAAGGGUUUACCUGAAGGUGCAUUAUUGGAAAAUUUUGCACAAUUACGACAAUUGUUAGAUCUUUUUACAAAUUGGGAUUGGCCAACGUAUUUUCACGAUUAUGGAAGUGAAUCGAGUAAAUAUAUUCUCGUUACACCAAAUAUGGCAGUCAUAUUAUUAGAAAAACUGAAAGAAUCAGAUAAAAAAACAGUGUUUAUUGUAUUGAAAAAAAGUGAACGAGAAAAAAAGAAACUUUUAGAAACUGUUCUAAAACAAUUGCGCCAAUUAGCUCAAGCAACACAACAAUAAAUUAACCAGCUUAAAAAAAAAAAAAAAAAA
Molecule: messenger RNA, 2440 nt
Organism: Leptopilina boulardi
Lineage: Eukaryota; Metazoa; Arthropoda; Insecta; Hymenoptera; Figitidae
Gene: Sec15
Product: exocyst complex component 6B
Exons: 12
Coding region: 62-2410 (782 amino acids)
Biological process (GO): exocytosis; intracellular protein transport; Golgi to plasma membrane transport
Cellular component (GO): membrane; exocyst
Source: RefSeq, a predicted model, not a curated record